Cuscuta campestris is the source of this 644-nucleotide messenger RNA. NCBI's taxonomy places the organism in Eukaryota, Viridiplantae, Streptophyta, Magnoliopsida, Solanales, Convolvulaceae. The record is from the annotation of a GenBank genome assembly.
UCCGUAGUCAGACCUGCUAUGUUAUAUGGGGCAGAGUGUUGGGCGGUUAAGAAGACUCAUGUGCGUCGUCUGCAUGCGGCGGAGAUGCGGAUGUUACGAUGGAUGUGUGGGAAGACAAGGUUGGAUAGGAUUUCGAACGAAGUUAUCCGACGUCAGGUAGGCAUGGCACCGGUGGAAGAUAAGUUGCGGGAAGCGAGGUUGAGAUGGUUUGGCCAUGUGAGACGGCGGGAUGCUGACGCUCCUGUACGGAGAUGCGAGAGGAUUACGGUUAUCGGGGGGAGUAGGGGAAGGGGUAGACCUAGGAAGAAUUGGAAGAAGGUGAUUAGGCAGGAUUUAGGACUUCUCGAACUGACUGAGGAUAUGGCCCUAGAUAGGAACCUUUGGAAAACUAGGAUUAGAGUAGCUGGAUAGGAGCUCGGUGGAGCCGGGGGUCUCUUGGAAACAGCCUCCCUACUUCCGAGUAGGGGCAAGGUCUGCGUACACACACCCUCCCCAGACCCUACUGUUGUGGGAUUCACCUGGGUUGUUGUUGUUGUAUAUUUAAAUAAGUGUGUAAUAUCUUAUUUGAAUUCUAGAUUCAAACCCCAAGUUAAGAUAAGAGUGUGUCAUAUCUCUUAACACCAACUUGGUUUAUCCCCUCCUAU